This is a messenger RNA of Trichosurus vulpecula (common brushtail), 1563 nucleotides long. It is a transcript of the gene CHRM5, whose product is annotated as cholinergic receptor muscarinic 5. Gene Ontology annotation, molecular function: G protein-coupled serotonin receptor activity; G protein-coupled acetylcholine receptor activity. The transcript has a single exon. Bases 1 to 1563 code for a protein of 520 amino acids. The record is from RefSeq and is a predicted model, not a curated record. NCBI's taxonomy places the organism in Eukaryota, Metazoa, Chordata, Mammalia, Diprotodontia, Phalangeridae. Gene Ontology annotation, cellular component: plasma membrane; dendrite; synapse. Gene Ontology annotation, biological process: adenylate cyclase-inhibiting G protein-coupled acetylcholine receptor signaling pathway; chemical synaptic transmission; G protein-coupled receptor signaling pathway, coupled to cyclic nucleotide second messenger.
AUGGAAAAGGAUCCUUACCCCAAUGAAACCAUUGCCAAUGGCACUCCAGUAAAUCAUCAGCCUCUGUCAAGACAUAGUUUGUGGGAAGUUAUCACUAUAGCAACAGUGACAGCCAUAGUAAGCCUGGGCACCAUUGUAGGCAACAUCUUGGUCAUGUUGUCUUUCAAAGUCAAUAGCCAGCUCAAGACAGUCAACAACUAUUACCUUCUGAGCUUGGCUUUUGCUGACUUAAUCAUUGGGAUCUUCUCUAUGAACCUCUAUACCACUUAUAUCCUCAUGGGGCACUGGGCUCUGGGAAGCCUGGCCUGUGAUCUGUGGCUUGCUCUGGACUAUGUGGCAAGUAAUGCUUCUGUCAUGAACCUUCUAGUGAUCAGCUUUGACCGCUACUUCUCUAUUACUAGGCCUCUGACCUACAGGGCCAAGCGUACUCCAAAGCGGGCAGGGAUCAUGAUCGGUCUGGCCUGGUUGAUCUCCUUUAUCCUUUGGGCUCCAGCUAUUCUCUGCUGGCAGUAUUUGGUUGGGGAGAGAACAGUCCCACCAGGUGAGUGUCAAAUCCAGUUCCUCUCUGAGCCCACCAUCACCUUUGGCACCGCCAUCGCUGCCUUCUAUAUCCCAGUGUCUGUCAUGACUAUCCUCUAUUGCCGUAUCUACCGGGAAACUGAAAAGCGCACCAAGGACCUAGCUGAGCUCCAGGGCUCUGUUUCUGUGGCUGAGUUUGAGACAAGCAACUCCACACGGAAGACUCUGCUUAAGUCCUGCUUCAGCUGCCAACAGCCGACCUUGGCCAAAAGGGAAAGGUGCCAGGCUUCCUGGUCAUCCUCAAGCAGAAGCACCUCUGCCACUGGGAAGCCUUCCCAGCCCACUGGUGCAAACAGUGACUGGGCCAAAGAAGAACAGCUUACCACUUGUAGCAGUUAUGCCUCCUCAGAGGAUGAGGAGAAACCCACCACUGACCCAGUCUUCCGAAUGGCCUACAAGAGCCAGGCAAAGGAAAGUCCAAAGGAGGAAUUUAGUGUUGAAGAGACCAAAAAAGAUCUUGUGAAAGAAAAUCCUGUGAAUGAUAACUAUAAAACACAGAAAUACUUCCUGUCCCCAACUACCAUCCGUAGGCCCAAAAAUCAAAAAUGUGUGGCAUACAAAUUCCGGUUGGUAGUAAAGGCUGAUGGGACCCAAGAGACCAACAAUGGCUGUCAUAAGGUGAAAAUCAUGCCUUGCUCAGUCCCUGUAUCCAAGGAACCUUCCACAAAAGGCAUGGAUUCCAACCUCAGCAACCAAAUGACCAAGAGGAAGAGAAUGGUCCUGGUUAAAGAGAGGAAAGCGGCCCAGACUCUUAGUGCCAUCCUGCUGGCUUUCAUCAUCACAUGGACCCCCUAUAACAUCAUGGUGCUGGUGUCUACCUUCUGUAGCAAGUGCAUCCCUGUCACCCUGUGGCACCUGGGCUACUGGCUAUGCUAUGUGAACAGCACUGUCAACCCCAUCUGCUAUGCCCUCUGCAAUAAAACUUUCAGGAAAACUUUUAAGAUGCUGCUCCUCUGCCGAUGGAAGAAAAAAAAAGGUGGAUGA